Molecule: messenger RNA, 1530 nt
Organism: Malania oleifera
Lineage: Eukaryota; Viridiplantae; Streptophyta; Magnoliopsida; Santalales; Ximeniaceae
Product: 12S seed storage protein CRD-like
Exons: 4
Coding region: 275-1345 (356 amino acids)
Molecular function (GO): nutrient reservoir activity
Source: RefSeq, a predicted model, not a curated record
GAGAGAGAGAGAGAGAGAGAGAGAGAGAGAGAGAGAGUCCCCGUGUAUGCAGAGAGAUCCGUUGAGGGAGAGGACUCAGUCGAGUCCAGCAACGAUCCCAAUCGUUUCCAAAAGUAUAGAUGAACAGCCAGGAUGGUCUUCUGCACCAUGCAGAUCUUAAAAGAUGAACGGCCAGGAUGGUCUGCGAAAAUGUCCCUUGCCUUAAAUCCAGUGCUUCUCUCUAGCUGUUACAAUUCUUCUGUUUAUAACUUUUGCCAAGAAAAAAAAGAGCUAGAUGGAAAUUAGCCUUGCCCCGAGGUUGGCCCAGAAGUUGUACGGAGACAAUGGGGGCUCCUACCACGCGUGGUGCCCUUCGGAGCUUCCCAUGCUGCGUGAGGGCAACAUAGGGGCGGCCAAGCUUGCUCUUGAGAAAAAUGGGUUUGCUCUCCCUCGCUAUUCUGAUUCUUCCAAAGUUGCUUACGUUCUUCAAGGGAAUGGCGUUGCCGGAGUUGUCCUCCCAGAGUCUGAGGAGAAGGUAGUUGCAAUCAAGAAGGGCGAUGCCCUUGCCCUCCCUUUUGGUGUUGUCACCUGGUGGUACAACAAAGAGGACACUGAGCUAGUUGUUCUCUUCCUGGGUGACACCUCAAAAGCCCACAAAUCCGGUGAAUUCACAGAUUUUUUUCUAACGGGAUCCAAUGGCAUCUUCACCGGUUUCUCCACCGAGUUCGUGAGCCGAGCUUGGGACUUGGAUGAAAAAGUUGUCAAGGCCCUUGUAGGGAAGCAGUCGGGCAGCGGCAUUGUAAAGCUGGAUGGGUCUUUCAAGAUGCCCGAGCCAAAGAAGGAACAUAGAGAUGGCAUGGCAUUGAACUGCGAGGAAGCCCCAUUGGAUGUGGACAUUAAGAAUGGUGGAAGGGUUGUCGUCUUAAACACCAAGAACUUGCCCCUGGUUGGCGAGGUUGGGCUCGGAGCCGACCUGGUUAGGCUGGAUGGAGGUGCUAUGUGCUCUCCUGGCUUCUCCUGUGACUCUGCACUCCAAGUGACCUACAUUGUCAGGGGAAGCGGCCGUGUUCAGGUUGUCGGUGUUGAUGGCCACAGGGUGCUGGAAACCACCAUCAAGGCUGGCAAUUUGUUCAUUGUUCCGCGGUUUUUUGUGGUUUCAAAGAUUGCCGAUGCAUCUGGGAUGGAAUGGUUCUCCAUCAUCACCACUCCCAAUCCCAUAUUCACCCAUUUAGCGGGAAGGACUUCAGCGUGGAAGUCGCUGUCCCCUCAGGUGCUACAGGCAUCAUUCAACGUGCCGGCCGAUGUAGAGAAGCAUUUCCGCUCCAAGAGGAUGUCCGAUGCCAUCUUCUUUCCUCCUCCAAAUUAAGAAGGAAUUCUAGCUUUCAUUUGUCUAGUUUCUUGACUAGUUCAAUAAAUUUUGUUUUUUGAAGUUUUUGUAGGGAUCAUUGUGUCAGACUCCUUAGUUUAAAGUGUUGAUAUUUCAUUUCAUAUAAAUUUUGGCAUGGUCUGGUAGCCCUUUGCUUUGUUGCUUUUGCUUUGAUAUAAUGCCCA